AUGUCAGCACUCUCCAAGGUGCCAGACAUGGUAUUCCUGACAUUUUAUAUGCAGUGCCAUGCACGAGCAGUGGGCAGACGAGCCCGCUCGGAGCAGGAAGGUCGCAAAUCGCUGUUCUUUACAGCAUCCCAGAAUUCAGGACGUGUCGAGCGUUUGAAGAGGACGGCAGAAGAACACAUUGGGCUCAGGAGGGUGAGACUACAGCAGGCACUGACCGACUUUAGCAGGUUAGAAGAGCGGGAGGCUGAACUGAAGAAGGAGUAUAACGCUCUUCAUCAGCGGCACACAGAGAUGAUUCACAACUAUAUGGAGCACCUGGAGCGCACCAAACUUCAGCAGCUGACGGGGACCGAUCUGCUGGAAUCAGGAACACUUGGCCGGGUUCGGAAGGAUCGGCCGCUUUCCUUGGGGAUUUUUCCCCUGACUAGCGGAGACCCGCUCCUCACACCUGAUGCUCAGCGGGAUGGAGUCGAGACCCCUGGGACAGAGCACUGGCGAUUCAAUGACCUGAGCCACCCGCGCUCCAAUACAAGUCUCAAGGAGUUGGAGACUGACGAUGUGCAAAAGAUUGGUAAGAGUUCACAGGAGGCUUGGGGACAUUCGAUGGCUGCCAACUGCCAGGAUGAGCUCUCAGAUAUCAGCCAAGGUGGCUCCAAGUCUGUCACGCCGAUGUCAACGGCCGCAUCGGAUGUGGCAAUGCCUUCUGUUGACACGCCCCUACGGGAGGAAGCCGAGGGAUUGUCUAAGAAUCUCAACACGGCGAGCAAUAAACCAGACAGCAGCAAGAACAUCGAAGUUCAAGUAGCCCCAGGUACUAGGACAGUCUCCAUUGGUUUAUCAGAAAAUGAUGACAAAUCAGAUGUGCAGGCCAUUAUUGAAUCUACUCCAGAGCUGGAUAUGGACCUCAGCGGGUACAAGGGAGCAAGCACGCCAACCAAAGGAAUUGAAAACAAAGCAUUUGAUCGCAACACUGAGUCUUUGUUUGAAGAGCUGUCAUCUGCCGGAUCGGGGCUUAUUGGGGAUGUGGACGAGGGAGCAGAUCUUCUGGGGGAAUACUCUGAUCAUAGUUUCUUUGGUAUGGGACGUGAGGUUGAAAAUCUAAUUCUGGAGAACACCCAGCUUCUGGAGACAAAAAAUGCUCUGAACGUGGUGAAGAAUGACUUGAUAGCCAAGGUGGAUGAUCUGUCCUGUGAGAAGGAGGUCCUGAAAGGAGAGCUGCAAGCUGUGAAACAGGCCAAGCAGAAACUGGAGGAGAGAAACCGUGAACUAGAGGAAGAACUGAAAAAGGCUCGUGUAGAAAUUGAAGAGGCAAAGCAAAAGUCAAAGGAGGAAGAUGAUAGUGAUGUGCCCACAGCGCAGAGGAAAAGGUUUACCAGAGUGGAGAUGGCGCGUGUUCUCAUGGAGCGCAAUCAGUACAAAGAAAGGCUGAUGGAGCUGCAGGAGGCGGUGCGAUGGACUGAGAUGAUACGAGCUUCCAGAGAAAACCCAGCGCUGAACGAGAAGAAGAAGUCCAGCAUCUGGCAGUUCAUCUUCAGCCGUCUCUUCAGCUCUUCAAGUAACACGGCGCGGAAGCCUGACCCUCCGGUCAAUGUGAAGUUCAACGCCCCGACCUCUCACAUUACGCCGACGGUCAAGAAGAGGAGCACCACGCUGUCUCAGCUGCCAAGUGACAAAUCAAAGGCAUUUGACUUCCUUAAUGAUGAGUGAGAAUUAUUGUUUAAUUCAGGAAUUCUUUAUUUCUUUACAUUGCUAUACAUUUGCUUGUUUGCUGUGGACAGCAGGGGUGGCUCAACGGGUCAUUUUAAAUGAAUCAGAUGCCACAACACUGGACUGGCUGACAAAGGCACAAAAACAUGGAUGGAUGGUUAUAACAAAUUUAUUUCUAUAGCACACCUUUGUACCAAGCAUGUAGCUCAGGGGUGCCCACACUUGUUCGGCUUGCGAGCUACUUUUAAAAUGACCAGGUUGAAAUGAUCUACCUAC
Polypterus senegalus (gray bichir) is the source of this 1983-nucleotide messenger RNA. RefSeq names its product C-Jun-amino-terminal kinase-interacting protein 4-like. Gene Ontology annotation, biological process: vesicle-mediated transport. Bases 1 to 1707 code for a protein of 568 amino acids. NCBI's taxonomy places the organism in Eukaryota, Metazoa, Chordata, Cladistia, Polypteriformes, Polypteridae. The transcript has 17 exons. Gene Ontology annotation, cellular component: cytoplasm. Gene Ontology annotation, molecular function: kinesin binding; MAP kinase scaffold activity; signaling receptor complex adaptor activity. The record is from RefSeq and is a predicted model, not a curated record.